AUGGAUGCGCCCACGAGUGCUAAACGCUCUAAAAUUCAAACGACGCUGAGUAGCUUUUUCAGAAUGAAAGAGGAGAAAAAGGUAAUCCUGAACCUAGUGUCGACGCUCAUACUUCCCUCCGAGGCGACGUCCGCCAGUACACCAGUGUCGACGCCCAUACUUACCACCGAGGCGACGUCCGCCAGAACACCAGUGUCGACGCCCAUACUUACCUCCGAGGCGUCGUCAGCAGAUGUUCAGAGUUGCGGUCAGAAUGAUGAUUUGGUCAAGGAUAUAGCUGAUUACACGAGUUCCGCAGCACCAGAUUUUACAGUUUUACACAUGUUCGAAUAUGUAACUGGGUUAAGCAGCAAACUGCAGGGCUCAACAUUGGACAUCAUUGAGGCAUAUGAAAUGGUCAAUACUGUCAAAAAAGCUGUCUCUGCUGCCAGAAAUACCGAUGCUGAAAUCAUAUUUCAAGGGUCGUCUAAAACAGCACAGAAAGCAGGUCUCGAUUGCCUUCAAAUGCCAAGACGGUGUGGCAGACAGACCCAGAGAAAUAAUGUCCCAGCUAACAAUACCGAAGAGUAUUUUGUAAGAGUCAUUUUUAACCCCUUUGUAGAUUCACUUAUUCAACAACUGGACAUGCGAUUUAAUACAAUGACUAGACAAGCAAGUUUGGCUCUCUGUCUGUUGCCCAGCAACAUCGACAAAUUAACGGAAGACUCCGUCAGGUCACUAGUAGACCACUACCAAGAUGACAUGCCGCAGCCUGAAACAUUCCAGCAAGAGCUGCAGCUUUGGAAACGGACUUGGGGAAAUAAAGACGAAAAGCCGGGAACGAUAACAGAAACGCUUUCGGAGACGUGUAAUUUCAUGUACCCGAACAUUAUGAAAAUUCUAACGUUGAUGAUGUUAACAUCAGUUACAUCUGCAAGUGUUGAAAGAUCAAAUUCAUCUUUGAGAUUUAUCAAAAACGCUCACAGAAGUACAAUGGGACAGGAUCGAUUCAAUGCGUUGAUGCUUCUGUUUAUUCAUAGAGAUAUCAACUUAGAUUUAGAGCAGAUAAUAAAUAUGUAUGCCAGAUAA
Mya arenaria is the source of this 1068-nucleotide messenger RNA. RefSeq names its product 52 kDa repressor of the inhibitor of the protein kinase-like. The coding region runs from base 1 to 1068 and encodes 355 amino acids. The record is from RefSeq and is a predicted model, not a curated record. Gene Ontology annotation, molecular function: protein dimerization activity. The transcript is spliced from 3 exons. Lineage: Eukaryota; Metazoa; Mollusca; Bivalvia; Myida; Myidae.